This is a messenger RNA of Ambispora gerdemannii, 606 nucleotides long. The record is from the annotation of a GenBank genome assembly. Lineage: Eukaryota; Fungi; Glomeromycota; Glomeromycetes; Archaeosporales; Ambisporaceae.
AUGCAUACAGUGCCAAGUAGAUGUCCUUUUUCCGGCUGUGAUAAAAGCGUUGAUGUUGAUGAGGGUUCCAGACGAAAUUCUGUAUCUUCUCAAACAAGUGGGACCUCGACUCUAGUUGACGAAUUUACCCGUAAUAUUGAGAUUAAUUUUUCCGGAACAACAUCCCAGGGUCAACCAAUGGAUCUGGAUGAAAAUGAAGAAACAGAUUAUCAACAUAAGCCAGCUGAAGAAUCACCUGAUUCUGCCAAUAAAAAACGGGUUAAUGAAGAUACGGAUAAAUCGACUGAAAAAUCUUUCAGUAAGAAAGUUAAGAAAGUGAUUAAGGAAGAGGACUCUAUCGUAUUAAAAAGGCUUAUCCGGGAGUUAUCUUCUGAUACCACUCGAAUUUCUGAAAUUCGGGAAAAGAAAGGACUCCAUAGAGAAUCAGUACAAGAAGUCCUAAGAAACUAUUACUACUUUGAAGAGGAAAUAGAAAAACGCCUUACCGACUAUAAACAAACUAUGGAAGAGCAUGAGGCCCAGAAGGUCAAUGAUGAGGUCAGAGAUCAACUUCCAAAAGAGGUUACCAAACAUGCACUCCGAAAGAAAAUGGAAAGAGCCAGAAAG